UUUCACGACGCGCCAUCGCUGUUGUUGCCACCGAAGUCGAGCCUUCUUCACUUGGCGAGGACGAGCGAUGGGCGUGGAUGGGGAUGCGGUUCAUGACACACUCAGCAAGGCGGAGAGGGCGGCUGUGGCAGCGACCGUGAACAUGAUACUCAUCAGGUGUCAAUUGCAGAGGACGGAGGGGAGGAUGAGAGCAGCCAUUCGCGCACACUGGAAGAAAACGCUGCAGUCCAUUCAUGUGGACGAAGAGGGCAGUGGUGCCAUUUGCGACGCUGUCCUUCAGGUGUGCUAUGCCAUGGGGUGUGGAGCGUUUCCCAGAGCGACACCAAGGUGGUGGAUGAAGCGUCCAAUAGGGGGGGGGUGGGAGGAUCUGCGGCAAUGCGACGACGCGACGGAAGACUACUUCAAGGACAAGCUGCGCAUGUCGCCACGGGUGUUCUGGGAGAUAGCGGAAACUCUAUCUCCCUUCCUUCAACGGCGUGUGACAUUUUAUAGGGAGCCCCUCCAGCCUGACCUCAUCGUAGCGUUCGCUUUGUACAGAUGGGCGUCGACGGAGACGUACAAGAGCGGGACGUGCAGCUUCGGCAUUGGCAGAAAGUCUGGGUUGGUGGCUGUGCAGGAUGUUACUUCGGCGUUGCAGAGUGCGUACAGCGACAAGAUAUCGUGGCCAACGGGGCUGCAAAAGGCGGUCGUCUUGCGCGCUUUCGCUGACAAGGGUUUACCCAACUGCCAUGGCUGCAUCGAUUGUACCCACAUCUUCAUCGACAAGCCAACCAAUUGCCCCGGAGAGGACUACUACGACAGAAAACGUCGUUUCUCCCUCUAGGCUCAGGUGGUCGUCGAUCUGAACUUGCGCGGGCUGGAUGUGUUCGUCGGAUACCCCGGGAGCUGCCACGACGUGA
This is a messenger RNA of Chara braunii, 899 nucleotides long. The record is from the annotation of a GenBank genome assembly. NCBI's taxonomy places the organism in Eukaryota, Viridiplantae, Streptophyta, Charophyceae, Charales, Characeae.